AUGUCCAGACGCAGCCAGCGCCUCGGGGCCACCCGCUAUUACCAGGGUGAUGAUGAUGGCAGCAGCAGUGGUGGCAGUUUGCUACUGGGUGGCCAGGAGCCCCCCUUUAGGGACAGUCCUAACAGGACCCUACGGAGGAAAUCGAGCAGCAUGAAGCGCCUCUCUCCAGCCCCCCACCUGGGACCUACCCCUGCCACCCAGACCUCCUACUACAGCGAGUCUGUGAUCAGUGAGUCCUACCUGGGCAGCAGCAGGGGACUUGCUGGUGGGGGCAGCGCUGCCUUUGAUGACCCACAGGACAGUGACUCCUACUGGGGUGGGGAGCUCUCCGCGAGGAGGAGGAGAAGAGGCACAGGAGGUACGGAGUCCAGUAAAAUCAAUGGGCUGGCAGAGAGCAAGACUUAUGACACCUAUGCCUCUUCAUCUGGCUACUCCUCUGAGGAUGACUAUGCAGGUCGCACUUCCUUGGACCAGAACAGCACUGGUUCUGGGUUCAGAAAUGCCAUCUCACGAGCAGGCUCUUUUCUCUGGCUGGUGGUCACUUCUCCAGGCCGGAUCUUUGGACUGUUGUACUGGUGGAUUGGAACCACAUGGUACCGCCUCACCACCGCAGCCUCUUUGCUGGACGUCUUUGUCUUAACAAGGCGCUAUUCAGCUCUGAAGAAACUCCUUCUGCUCCUCCUGCUGCUGCUGCUCCUGGCUUCCAUUGCUUAUGGUGCUUGGUAUUUCUACCCCUUUGGAUUCCCGAUGCUCUACCCUGCCAUGUUUUCUUGGGGAGCAGCAAAGCUUUCGCCCCCUGUUGCUGGGGAAGAGGAGGUGCUUAGAGCCGGGGAUUCGUCUGCGUUAUUUCGGGCAGAGCAGCAAAUCCUGUCUCGGUUUCAAAGUCUGGAGAAACGCUUCCAGACCCUAGAGGCGGAGGCAUCCCGGCUGGAGAAGCUGGAGCUCCAGAGAGGGGUGGCGGCCGGGGGAGGCCUGACACACGAGGCCACCCUGACGCUCCUGGAGGGGCUGGUGAGCCGUCGAGAGGCUGCGCUGAAGGAGGACUUGGCCUUGCACGUCCAGAGCGAGCUAGAUACCAUCCAAGGCCAGCUGCAGAAGGAUUUAAACGGGCGCCUGGAGAAGAUUACUCAGGCAUCUCAGGAGGUGGAGGCCCGGAUGCUCCAGCUGAAUUCAGAAUGGCAAAGCUCGACACAAGAGGGCCUGCAGGGGAGCUUCCGGCAGGAGAUGGGCAGGCUGGAGGCGCAGCUAACAGGCCUGAGGAAGGAGCUCGCACUCCUGGCGUCUGACCAACAGGCGGUGGUGAAGCACGUGGAGUCACUCCCGGGACAAAUCAAGGGAGUGCGGGAGGACGUGGAAGCGCAGUUCCCCCGGUGGAUCAGCCAGUUCCUGUCGCAGCCCGGGGAGGAUGGAGUGGGCAGCCUGGUUCUCCAGCGUGAGGAGCUACAGGAUCAGCUCCGGAAGCUGGAGCGCAAAAUCCUCGCCAGAGUCUCUGAGGACCAAAGGGUGUCUGCGCGGGAUGCCACGGCUAGCAUUGGGGUAGCGCUGCAGCAGGAGGGAGUCACAGGUGUGACCGAAGAGCAAGUGCACCUCAUUGUGAACCGAGCCCUGAAGCGCUACAGCGAGGAUCGUACUGGAAUGGUUGAUUAUGCCCUUGAAUCAGGGGGGGCCAGUGUUAUUAGCACCCGGUGCUCAGAAACCUACGAGACAAAGACGGCACUGCUGAGUCUGUUUGGGAUCCCCCUGUGGUACCAUUCUCAGUCUCCACGGGUUAUCCUGCAGCCGGACGUUAACCCUGGGAAUUGCUGGGCUUUCCGUGGAUCUCAGGGCUUUGCUGUUAUCCGUCUGUCCAGCCACAUUCACCCCACUGCUGUGACUCUGGAGCAUGUCCCAAAAGCCCUCUCGCCCCUGGACACCAUCCCCAGUGCACCCAAGGACUUUGCCAUCUUUGGUCUGGACGAAGAAGGACAGCAAGAGGGCAUUGUUCUCGGACAGUUCACCUACGACCAGGAUGGGGAUCCCAUCCAGACGUUCCGCUUGGAGGGUGAAGAUGUGGGCACGUUCCAGGUGGUGGAGCUACGGAUUCUGAGCAACUGGGGUCACCCGGAGUACACCUGCAUCUAUCGCUUCCGUGUGCACGGGGAGCCGGUCCACUAACCCCUCCCUGGCUCUCCCCUGCCCCUAGCUGGCUACCUCAGGUUCUGUGCCGGCCGCAAGCGACAACCAUGGCAGAGAGAGGUUGUCUCCAGAGAGAAUGGCAAGCCGG
Messenger RNA from Emys orbicularis (European pond turtle), 2263 nucleotides. It is a transcript of the gene SUN2, whose product is annotated as Sad1 and UNC84 domain containing 2. Gene Ontology annotation, cellular component: nuclear envelope; meiotic nuclear membrane microtubule tethering complex. Gene Ontology annotation, molecular function: protein-membrane adaptor activity. NCBI's taxonomy places the organism in Eukaryota, Metazoa, Chordata, Testudines, Emydidae. The transcript is spliced from 17 exons. The record is from RefSeq and is a predicted model, not a curated record. Bases 1 to 2154 code for a protein of 717 amino acids.